Messenger RNA from Candidula unifasciata, 3153 nucleotides. NCBI's taxonomy places the organism in Eukaryota, Metazoa, Mollusca, Gastropoda, Stylommatophora, Geomitridae. The record is from the annotation of a GenBank genome assembly.
AUGGCUUCCCCGAGUCCUUGGGAUGCCUACUCGCAACAUACAGGACUCCCCGCAUCUUUGGAGUCCUACCCUCAUCAUUUCUCCUCAUCAGACAUGCGUGGUCUCACUGGAGGCUCAUCUGCUGGUAUGAGCGGCCUACCAGGAGACUUGACACCUGUCAGCCUGAACCUGACCUCACCUUAUGCUUCGUAUGCUCAGUCUUAUCCUGGGAUGUCAGACCUGAGUUUUGCUAGCUCAUCUCUGAGACCAAGCUCUGCUGCCCACUCCUCAGGAUCUGCUCCAGAUAAUCUGCCGGCCUCAUCACCUCAUGGUCAGUACUCGAGUACGCCCACCUCAGAAAAUCAGUCAUCCUCCCCAUCGUUCCCAAAUUCUACCUCGAUGUAUACUUCCAGUACCGCCACGAGCAGUAUUUCAUCCAGUCCCUAUGCACAAGCUUUUGGGGGAUCCUCCAGCUCAGCAGAAGCAGCUGCACGAGGACCUUUCUCUUUUGCCCAGUCUUAUGGCUACCCCGUGUAUGGAUACAAUCACAUGGGUGGCUUCCCAGGCUCAGGUUCAAUGGAAGGUGUCAAUCGCUAUAUGGGAGGCAUUUCAUCCUCAGCACUGAUGCAGCCAGCAGCUAUGGGCCUUUACUCAAACAGCCAACCAGGCCAGAUGCCGUUUUCCUAUCAUUCUGCAAUGGGAUGGGGUUCACCUAUUCCAGGCUUCCAACUGAAAGAAGGAUCAGAUCUGAUGGCACAAGAUGAACUGGAACGUUACAGAUACCGUCAGUUGUCUAACCAGUACUUUUCAGGGCUCCAACCAAGUGGAUCUCCAGUUCGCAAUUUUCCACCUCAUCCAUUGCAACAAAGUAUGAUACGAACUCCUCCUUACAUGGAUGACAGGACUCACAGCCCACCACCAAAGAAACUAAAGAAAUCCACGGAGGAUUCAGAAAGGCCUCCCACACCUUCACCGAGAGAUCCUUCUGCUUUCCAUUCUAACAGGGGUAUAUACUUAUUCAAUUCUGAUGCUGAGCCAGGUUCGCCUAAGUUCUUCAGUGACAGAUAUGUCCUCUUUGAGAAAGAAUUGUGUAAAAAGCUAUCUCGGGUCAGUCUGCCUGGCAAAAUUCAGUACGUGUACAAUCCACUGGAGUAUGCUUUUGAGUCGCAUCUAAAUUUUGUGAGAAAGUUCUGCGCUGGAGAGAAGUAUAUUUUGUUUGUGGGUAUGAAUCCUGGACCAUUCGGGAUGUCCCAGAAUGGCGUCCCCUUUGGAGAGUGUGCUGUGGUGAAGGAGUGGAUGCAUAUUGAAGGCGAAGUCCAGAAGCCAGUCUUGGAGCAUCCCAAGCGACGGGUUGUUGGGCUGGAGUGCUCCAGGUCAGAAGUCACUGGGGGGCGAUUCUGGCAACUGUUCCGAACUUUAUGUCACACUCCUGAGCAUUUCUUCAGAACCAGCUUUGUGCACAGCCUGUGCCCCUUUGCCUUUCUGACUGACACCGGCAAAAAUGUCACACCUCCCCAGUUAGUGUCCUCCGUGCUGGAUCAGAUCAAUGCAUUGUGUAACGAGACUUUGGUGGAGGUGGUGAGACUUCUCAAGAGCAAAUACGUCAUAUGUGUGGGAAAGUACGCUCUGGCCCAGGCUCAGAAAGCCUUGGCAGGGGAUGAGUUCAGUGGAAUCAUCUUAGAAUGCUUGAUGCAUCCAAGUCCCAUCAACCCAGCAACCAACAAAGGGUGGACAGAUAUUGCUUUGAAGCAGUUGACAGAGAUGGGAAUUGUGGAUGUUAUUAGGUAUGGAAGGAUCCCAUAUCAAGCUCCCAAUCAGUCACCUGCACCUCAGUCAUCUAAUCCUUCAGCACCUUCAUUACCAUUAAACCAGCAUUCCCAGUCUCAGCAUCCUUAUAAAAACAAGAAAUCUCCAGGGUGUUAUGACUUCCAAGCUCCGCCAGGGCAGUCGUAUCAUCAGUCAGCUCAGGGCUCUGCCAGUCACCAAUCACCAGUCCACGCACUGAACCAAUCACCAGCUCAUGGGUCAUCACGGAGCCAGUCGUCGCCGGCCCAUGCUUCGUUUCAUGGGCAGUCGUCACCAGGACAGUCUUCUUGUAGUCAGUCCCCUGCUCUGCAGACAGCUCCUACCAACCAGUCUCCCAGCCUGACCUCAGGAAGCAGCUGUUCUGUUUUACAACAGGGAUCAGGGAAUCCACAGGCGGAUAACAACCAGCGGUCCAGCAGCGAACCACUCAGUGCUGAAAGGGUCAGCUCUAACAACCCACCCAUUUUAGAGUCCUCGGCUCUGACCUCUGACAUGUCUCAGGAAAGUAAGAUUGUUUCAGAUCUUGAUACUAAUGGCAUUCCAACUUUUUCAAGCCCCCCUGAUGACCUUGACAAUAGUCUGGAAAAUUCCCACAGUGACUCUGGGUCACCGGGGUCGGAUAUUUCAAAGGCAGAUUCUCCAGAUGUUCCCUAUCCUUCAGGAAACUUACCAAUGAAUCUGUCAGAACGCCAGCUCUCCGCACAUAAUUCAUGUAUGUCUGAGGCCGCCAAUGCCCGCAUGUCUAAUGGCAUCCAGAUGACCGCAUCAGAUCAGGCGCACCUCAACAUGCGCUCAGGGCAUUCCCACAUGGGCAUGAGACUGCCAAUGUCUGAUUCACCGGGUCUUCAACAAACUGGCCCAUCAGAGCAACACUUGCGCUUGAAUGAGCAGAUUGGCUCCCCGCACAUGAGAACCCAAGACUCCCGCAUGGUGUCCCACGGCUCCCACAUGGGGUCUGCUGCAGGAAGCCACAUGCAAAUGGAAAUGGGAGCACAUGGCCUUGGCAUGCAUGGCCACAUGGGCUCGUUAAACCCGUACAGCCACAUGGAAAUGGGACAGAUGGGUGGGUUUGGAUCAAACAUGGCUGCCAGUAAUUACUCGGCCAACUCCGGCAUGAGACCCGGCUCAGAUGUUCCGGGAUAUGGUCAUCACAUGGGUUUAUAUAACCCGGGGAUGGAUAUGUCAAUGUCUGGCAUGCAUGCUGCUCGGCAGAUGGAGAUGUACAACCAGCACAUGAGUUCAAUGAUGGGUGUGCAGCAGGAGAACCUGCCCAUGCAUCCCGGCAUGAGCGCCAUGUAUGACAGCCAGAUGGGCAAGGAGAUGUCCUACAGCAAUCAUUUCUUGGACAAGCCUCCAGAGUGUAGUUAG